This is a messenger RNA of Megalopta genalis, 1625 nucleotides long. Its product is annotated as chymotrypsin-2. Lineage: Eukaryota; Metazoa; Arthropoda; Insecta; Hymenoptera; Halictidae. Gene Ontology annotation, biological process: proteolysis. The record is from RefSeq and is a predicted model, not a curated record. Gene Ontology annotation, molecular function: serine-type endopeptidase activity.
CGCUCAAUGAGAACAGAAAGACUCUCAAUCAUGUACUUCGGUGUUCUGACUCUUUUUAUGUUAUCGUUCGCGGCGUUUGUAUACGCGGACGACCCUGAGCGGAUGGUCAGUGGUAAAGACACAAAGCCCGGCCAGUUUCCUUAUGCCGUGUUUAUUAAAGUGAAUAAUAAGGUGAUUUGCGGUGGUGCUAUCAUUAGCAAUUACCAUGUCCUCACUGCGGCGCAUUGUCUCCAAAGUCCGUACAACAAAACGGAAGACAUGGUGGUUGUAACAGGAACCAUUUACCUUGAUCAGGGUGGUGAGACACAUCGCGUAGCUGCCUUGUACCCUCAUCCCUAUUACAGCGACUACCUCGAUAAAGACGUCGGCGUGAUCAAGCUUGCGGAUCGUAUCAACUUCAAUGCGAACCAACAGCCGAUCGCAUUUCCCAGCAGUAGGACACCAGCAUUUGUCUAUGCCACGGUGGUCGGAUGGGGUGGUACAUCUGUUCCCCCGACAGCCAUGUCUAAUUCGCAACAAUAUUUGUCUCUGAAAGUAAUCGAUACCGAAACCUGCAGAGCUACUUCCGGUUUCAUUAUCAGCGAGAUCUGCACUCUGAAUGGUGCCAAUGUAGGCACGUGCACGGGGGAUAGUGGCGAUCCGCUGGUGUACAACAAUGAAAUCGUUGGUGUCGCGUCGCGAGGAGUUCCCUGUGCACGCGGCGCACCUGACAUAUUUACAAGUAUCUACGACAGCCUAGAGUUCGUUAAGAAAACAAUGCAACGAAAGAACACUCGAUCUGUUAUCAACCUCUUUUUGUUCGCUCUCAUAGCGCUUGCAACCGCCGAUAAUCCAGAACGGAUUGUCGGUGGAUUGGAAGCCAAGCCUGGACAGUUCCCCUACAUGGCGUCCCUUAGAGUAAAAAACCGCCACAUUUGUGGUGGCGCGAUCCUCGAUACUCGUAAUAUCCUCACUGCCGCGCACUGUGUCAAAGCAGCCAUGAAAAAUGACAUAAAGGACGUAACUAUUGUGACCGGAACCAACUCGCGCACCCAAGGCGGUAACACGUACCCCGUUGCUGCUAUGCUUUCUGACCCUGGAUACGAGAAGGACCCUGACAAGGAUGUUGCUAUUAUCAAGCUGGCCAAUCCGAUUACUUUCGACAAGCUCCAAAGUCCGAUCUCAAUGUCCAAUGCCAGGCCACCAGAAGAACAAUACGCCGUUAUCAGCGGAUGGGGUGGCAUAACACCUCCUCCGAUCCAACCUCCUGAGCUGUUACAGUAUCAGACCGUCCGUAUGAUCAAGUUCAGCGAUUGCAAGAAAGUCUAUCAGGACAUCACCACGGCAGUCUGCGCGUACAACGGAGUGAACAUUGGUGUAUGCUCCGGCGACAGUGGAAGUCCUCUGGUCUGGAACAAUACGAUCGUCGCUGUAGCGGUCCGCGCGGUGCUCUGCGCGAAAGGAUAUCCAGACAUAUACAGCACCACUGCGGACAACAUGAAUUUCCUUCGCCAAGCAGUUGCUUGGUAAUUACGAUCGACGAGUCUACGAUGCACUCUGUUCAAUCGUUACGUUUAUCCGUCGUCGAAAUUGUAUAACUGCACGUGUAACAAUGAACUUCCGAACGUCUUGAUUGCUCAAACUUA